Molecule: messenger RNA, 2126 nt
Organism: Cornus florida
Lineage: Eukaryota; Viridiplantae; Streptophyta; Magnoliopsida; Cornales; Cornaceae
Product: folate synthesis bifunctional protein, mitochondrial
Exons: 4
Coding region: 203-1738 (511 amino acids)
Biological process (GO): tetrahydrofolate biosynthetic process
Molecular function (GO): 2-amino-4-hydroxy-6-hydroxymethyldihydropteridine diphosphokinase activity; dihydropteroate synthase activity
Source: RefSeq, a predicted model, not a curated record
UUUCCCAUCUGAACAAUCAAACAUCAGACUUGCCGUUGCGCAUCCACGCGCAUCCACUUUACAACCUUAAACGGCCGCAAAGUAGAUGGCACCCGCGAAGCGAAGAGGUGCUAUGAAGUUUUGUUCAGUUGCAGUGUUCAAUGUGUGAAAGGGGUGGGUACUAUUGGUUUCAAAAUUGUGUUGUUGAAAGGCCUCCCCUAACAUGAAUAUCUUCAAGCAGCUGGCGCCCAGAAAAUCCGGGUUUACUAGUGCAUUGAAGUCUUGUAGAGGUACAUGUGUUUCUUUCCUCCAUUCCUCUCCAACUACCAAUGUGGAAAAUCAUUCUCAAGAGCAGGAAGUGGUAAUUGCUUUAGGAAGCAAUGUGGGUGAUAGACUUCGUAAUUUUGAUGACGCUUUGCAGCUAAUGAAGAAAUCAGGCAUCCACAUCACAAGACAUGGUUGUUUAUAUGAGACAAAUCCUGUCUAUGUGACUGACCAGCCUCGUUUUCUUAACUCCGCUGUUAGAGGUAUUACCAAACAUGGGCCUCAUGAACUACUGGGAGUACUUAAGAAAAUCGAAAAGGACUUGGGUCGCACUGAUGGGAUUAGGUAUGGACCAAGACCAAUAGACUUGGAUAUAUUGUUUUAUGGAAAAUUCAAGAUUAAUUCUGAGACUCUUACCAUUCCCCAUGAGAGACUUUGGGAGAGACCAUUUGUAAUGGCCCCAUUGAUGGAUUUACUGGGAUCAGCUAUAGAUAGUGAUACUGUUGCAUGCUGGCAUUCAUUUUCAGUCCGUUCUGGUGGACUUUUUGAAUCAUGGGAGAAGCUGGGUGGUGAAUCCCUAAUCGGAAAAGAUGGGUUGAAUAGAGUUUUACCUGUUGGAAAUCAGAUAUGGGACUGGUCAGAAAGAACCUCUGUCAUGGGUGUCCUUAAUUUAACCCCCGACAGUUUUAGCGAUGGAGGGAAGUUUCAGUCUGUGGAGGCUGCUGUUUCUCAGGUCCGUACAAUGAUUUCAGAGGGUGCAGAUAUGAUUGAUCUUGGUGCGCAAUCCACACGCCCGAUGGCAACAAGAAUUUCUGCUGAGGAAGAAUUAGAUAGGCUGAUUCCCGUCCUUGAAGCUGUUCUAAAGAUGCCUGAGGUGGAGGGGAAACUUUUAUCUGUAGAUACUUUUUAUUCAGAGGUUGCUUCAGAAGCAAUCAACAAGGGGGCUCAUCUUAUAAAUGAUGUAUCAGGUGGACAGUUAGACCCUAACAUCCUUAAUGUUGUUGCAGAUCUUAGAGUUCCUUAUGUAGCAAUGCACAUGAGAGGGGAUCCAUCUACGAUGCAGGACAGUGAAAACCUGAAGUAUGAGAACGUUUGUGGACAGAUUGCAUCCGAGUUGUUCUUGCGUGUUAAAGGUGCAGAAUUAUCAGGUAUCCCAGCUUGGAGGAUUAUUAUUGACCCCGGAAUUGGAUUCUCAAAGAAAACCGAACAUAAUAUAGACAUUCUCAUGGGUUUACCAACCAUUCGAACAGAGAUUGCCAAGAAGAGUUUGGCUGUUUCUCAUGCUCCUAUAUUGAUUGGACCUUCUAGAAAAAGAUUUUUAGGUGAAAUUUGCACUCGCCCUGUCGCACUUGAGAGAGAUCCGGCAACUGUUGCAGCUGUCACUGCUGGAGUUCUGAAUGGUGCAAAUAUUGUAAGAGUACAUAACGUUAGAGAUAAUUUGGAUGCUGUGAAACUCUCUGAUGCAAUGCUGGAAAGGAGGAGAACUUUUGCAUGAUUUAGGGAACGAUAGACAGAAUCAUUUCACUUCUUUCCUCCAAAGAUUUUCUCCUAAAGUCACAAGGCCUCAGGUACAAGCUCGCUGUCUCAGUGAUUUUUUAUACCAAACAUACCCAAUCAAAACUUGACAGUUUUCUGAGACAUACUUUUGUUUUUGUUUUUCUACCAAGCUUAUACUCAAGUCUUGGACUAAUUUGAGAAGUGUUGCCGAUGAAUGGGAUACUUUGCUUGCUUAGACUAAAAUGGAGAUUUAGUCUUUUCAUUGCAUCAUUUAUGAUGAAAAAUUGUUUUGCAUUUAGAAGAUUUUAACCUUUCGGCUCGCGAUGUUGUCAAUGUUGAUUCUGUAUGGAAAAAUACUUUUGAAAUAUAUAUUUUUUUCUGGGUAA